AUGCCGCUCACCGGACACUGCCUCUGCAAGGCCGUCACCUACACGGUCGACGUCGACGCCCCGAUCCUGACGGGCUACGACCACUGCGAUGACUGCCAGCGCCAGUCCGGCUCAACAUACUCCCUUGUCUGCGUGGUGCCCAAGGACAAGUUCACAUCCCAGGGUCCUCUGAAGAAGUGGAAGGGUAUUGCCGACUCUGGCAACGCAGUGUGGCGUUGGUUCUGCGCUGAGUGCGGUUCGCCCAUCGCCCAUGAUCCUGAGGGCGCGCCUGAAAUCAUUGCCCUCAAGGGCGGCUCGUUGGAUAUGGAGAUCAAGAAAACGCUGAAGCCGGAUACCGAGAUCUGGACAGUCAGCAAGCUGCCUUUCUGCCAGGAGAAUCUGGCUAAGCCAUUCAAGUACAUGCCCCAGUGA
Molecule: messenger RNA, 411 nt
Organism: Thermochaetoides thermophila DSM 1495
Lineage: Eukaryota; Fungi; Ascomycota; Sordariomycetes; Sordariales; Chaetomiaceae
Product: carbon-sulfur lyase-like protein
Exons: 3
Coding region: 1-411 (136 amino acids)
Molecular function (GO): carbon-sulfur lyase activity
Source: RefSeq, a predicted model, not a curated record